This is a messenger RNA of Ooceraea biroi (clonal raider ant), 2692 nucleotides long. RefSeq names its product exocyst complex component 7 (gene Exo70). The record is from RefSeq and is a predicted model, not a curated record. Gene Ontology annotation, cellular component: exocyst. Gene Ontology annotation, molecular function: phosphatidylinositol-4,5-bisphosphate binding. Lineage: Eukaryota; Metazoa; Arthropoda; Insecta; Hymenoptera; Formicidae. Gene Ontology annotation, biological process: exocytosis.
ACACAGCGACGGUCAGCGCGAUGCGCAUGUAUCAAGAUUUUACGCUUCGAUGUAAGUGAGCAACUUUAGACGCGAGAACAUGUAUGGCAUCGAAUGUAAUACACGCCCCUCACCUCACAGAGGUUAUCGGAUUUGUUAGUUUAGCCAGGAGGAAGUUUCGUCGGCGAUCACGACGGAACCAAGUAGGACUUGGAGAUGACAGUUCCGUCUAACCUCAAGUGUCUGCUCAUUGUAAGAAAGUUGAGAAAUUAUUGGAGCAUCUAGGCAGGAAUACAUUGAUAGUACAUGAUAAAGCUCUUCCUUUACACGUUAACAUCAUUAAAAACAACUAAUGUGUCACAAAUGUAAUGUGCAAAUUAACCAAGGUACUCAACCGCCAAAGAUGUUCUUUAAAUCACUUACGAUAUUCUGCUGGAAGCUUACCUGAUUACCGCUGACUCAGUGAGCUCUAUUUUUGACCGUAUGCACAAAAGUGAAUGAAGAGAAGAUGCAUGCGACACGAGCUGACACUUCUGAAAGGCGAUUCGAAAUACAAUGCAAGCUAGAAUCAGAAAUUGCUGCUCUGGAAGCCCUGAAGGAAGCGGAGGAACGUAGCCGACGACUAACGAGUGGAGUAGUGGGAAUACUUUCUUCCUUGGAAGAACGUUUAGCUACGCUGCGGCGUACAAUACUCCCUGUUUACAAUGAAACUGGAAAUCUUCAAGCACAGCAGCACAAUAUAGAGAAAACGUUAAGUGUGCUGGACCAUGCUAUCGGAUAUUAUGGCGUGUGCCAAGAAGUGGAAGAUGCGGUACGCGCCGAGCCAAGUGGGCCCGGUGGCUUGGAUGGCUUCUUCGAAGCAAUGAAUCGCCUGUACAACGCCCAGCGGUACUUUCAGAAGAACAAUCCUAGCUCCGUCGAGUUAGAGAACGUCACGAGUCUCUUCUCAGUCGGGCUGGAAUCACUUUACGCCGAGUUUCAUGAUAUUCUCACUCGCCAAAGUAAGCCGAUUCUUCCCAUUGUGCUUCUCGAUCUGAUCGGUUCCGACGAGGACACUAGCGGCGAGGACGCGCCGCAAUCGUUGUGUCAAUUGCCAGAGAGUGUCAUGAGCGAUUUACUUAAGAUUGCCGGGUGGCUGGAAGAGAGGGGUCACUGUAAGCACAUAAAGAUCUAUGCCUCUGUACGUUCCGCGAUCGUUCUGAGGUCCUUGCAGCUGCUCAAGGAACACCAGAGGAGUGCUAGUGGCGGUAGCACGCACGCUGGAAGUCCUAUGCCUAGAGCGAAAUUUGCCAAUCGGCACUCGUUGGGCGGUCAGGAGAACGCAGGACGCAGAGCCUCGCGACGACUGCAGCAUGCCCUGGAAAAGAAGGCGAACAGAAUGCUGCUGAAAGCGUCGCAAACGACGGGGUUGAACCUGUCGUUGACGGCGUCUAGGAAACCGACGCCGCAACUCUCCCCAUACUCGAUGGAGGACGCAGCGCCCGACGAGCAGGAGAUGGAGAAUUAUCUUCUGCUAGCGGCCGGCUUGCACAAGCUUAUGCAAGCCGAGCGAACGUUGGUCGCGAAAAUCUUGCCCGUCUCCCUGCAGGCACAGGUGCUCGAGGCCACUGUACGCGACGCGAUGGACCUGGUUGCUCACGAUGGAGACAGUAUAGCCACGCGUGCCAAACGCUGCAUCACGAGACGUGACUUCUCCGCGGUGCUCGUGGUUUUCCCGAUUCUCAAGCAUCUCGGCGAAUUGAAGCCCGAUCUAGAGAGAACGGUCGAGGGAUGCGACUAUGCGCUCCGCUCGAAAUUCGCGUCCGUGCUCGAUACGUUAAAUGCAACCGGUGCUAAAGCCUUGGAAGACUUCGCGGAAAGCGUGAGAAAUGAAUCCGGUACGGCUCUGCCAAAGGAUGGCACCGUGGCGGAGGGAACUAGCAACGUAUUGGUUUUUCUAGAACAAUUGGCUGAAUAUGCAGACACAGCUGGCGUUGUUCUUCGACGUAACACUGACAUCGAUCAAACUGUGUCAUCCGCAAAAGCUACGGAGAACGGUCACAGAACGGUUCUUGGUGUAUACGUCAAAAAGGUACUGGCUCAGCUGAAUUUAGCGCUAGUGAGUAAGAGCGACGCGUCUUACUCCGAUCUCGCUUUACGGGCUUUAUUUCGGUUGAAUAAUCAUAAUUACGUGGUUAACGCCCUGCGCCGAAGCUCCCUCAUGGAACUGCUGUUACUAGCCGAGCCGACCGCGGAGCAAACUUAUCGCGAUCUGCUUCUGAAAGACAGAAAUAAUUACGUCACCACGACGUUCGCGAAAGCGCGAUCGUACCUCGAGCAAUCCACGGACGAACCAGAUCUUGCCGCCAAAACGCUGAAGGAGAAGUUCCUGGGUUUCACCAGAGAACUCGAGGAAGUGGCCAAGUGCCAGCGUUCUUAUUCGGUACCUGAUAGACGCUUGCGCGAGGAGUUGAGGAAGGAACUGCACGAGGCGAUCGUGCCGCUUUACACCGCGUUUCACAACAAGUAUCGCGGCGUGUCGUUCUCGAAGAAUCCGACGAAAUACAUCAAGUACACGCCCGAUCAGAUCUCGGCGCUGAUCAACACGUUCUUCGACACCGCCGCGUAAUGAUGUAUAUAAAGUGCAUUGUACCGAAGAGAUUGUUCUUUCGACGAAGGAAUUAGCAAAAUAUUUAAUAAACACCCAUUUAAUAAAGCAUAUUUAGUUACAAUA